Molecule: messenger RNA, 744 nt
Organism: Raphanus sativus (radish)
Lineage: Eukaryota; Viridiplantae; Streptophyta; Magnoliopsida; Brassicales; Brassicaceae
Product: probable calcium-binding protein CML27
Exons: 1
Coding region: 82-612 (176 amino acids)
Molecular function (GO): calcium ion binding
Source: RefSeq, a predicted model, not a curated record
UCAAAACUGAGCAGCUACACAUAUCCACAACAAAGCCACCAAACAACUCGCUCCAAAACCUCAUCGCUCUAACGACAACAAAUGGCAACUGCUAAUCCUGAAACCGCUAAAGCCACGCCUGCCUCCGUGGACACAGCCAAUCCGGAAGAUCUCAAGAAAGUUUUCGACCAGUUCGACUCCAACGGCGACGGAAAGAUCUCCGCGUCCGAGCUCGGAGGCGUUUUCAAGGCCAUGGGGACUUCAUACACAGAGGCUGAACUCACCAGCGCGCUGGAAGAUGUCGACGCCGAUCGCGACGGCUUCAUCGACGUGGACGAGUUCUCCACUCUCUGCCGCUCGUCUUCCACCGCGUCAGAGAUCCGCGACGCCUUCGACCUCUACGACCACGACAAGAACGGACUCAUCUCCGCCUCUGAGCUGCACCAGGUCCUUAACCGCCUCGGGAUGUCGUGCUCCGCAGAAGAGUGCUCUCGGAUGAUCGGGACUGUGGAUGCCGACGGCGAUGGGAAUGUCAAUUUCGAAGAGUUUCAGAAGAUGAUGACGUCAUCAUCCUCCUCCCUCGCCUACAGCAACAACGGAUCCACUGCUGCGGCAAACAGGAGUUCGACCUAAGCCUAGGGUUUUAGAUUCGUUCGAUCUGCUUAUCUGGAUUCUGUGUACACAACUGGAUCAUGUACUUUGGCAAUAGUUUUACUUUGGUUGUACUUUUAAAAAUGUAAUAAAGUCUUAACUCAUCUCUUUUCA